Molecule: messenger RNA, 1539 nt
Organism: Penicillium riverlandense
Lineage: Eukaryota; Fungi; Ascomycota; Eurotiomycetes; Eurotiales; Aspergillaceae
Product: RXT2 domain-containing protein
Exons: 4
Coding region: 1-1539 (512 amino acids)
Biological process (GO): negative regulation of rDNA heterochromatin formation; negative regulation of silent mating-type cassette heterochromatin formation
Cellular component (GO): Rpd3L complex; cytosol
Source: RefSeq, a predicted model, not a curated record
AUGGCGACGCAGGCGGCGUUGAUCGCAGAUACUAUUGUGGGAAUGAAGAGGGCCCUCCGCAGAGAGCGCGACGACGUCCCUCCCGAUGACCCCAUCUCUCAGCCGACGAACCGCGGAAACAAAUUGCGGGCAAAUGCGAAGUAUGUCCGUGAAGGAGCAAUGGGCUAUAUCCACGGCGAGGAUUUGUACAAAGAGAAAAUUGAACAUGCCGGUUACACGCGUUAUAUUCUCCAACGGAAUCCGAUACGCUACGACUCUGAAGGUGAAGAGCUGGAUGAGGAUGACGAAGAUUCCGAGGCCGAUGCAGCGGCUGCUGAAGAAAACCCAUUCUCCGGGAUUGCGCUUGAGACCCUCCUCUGUCCCCUGAAGCACCCCUCAGAGCUCCCCACCCACCCCUCGCUCUCCCAACCCUACACCUCCCAGGCUCUCGAGCAGAUGGCCAUGGGUGUCGAAGCCAAGCUCCGCGAGGAACGUGCCUUGCUCUGGCGUGCCAGGAACCUGCACCAAAAAUUCCUUGGUGAUGGUAGCUGGAUGCCGUGUGGUGUGAUUGAAACUCCGGAAGACCGAUGGAUUUUUGAGCCGAGAAUUGUCGAUGAACACCAGAGUGCAUCGGGCAGUGGGUAUGGAUUGGGUGGACCCGAAACACCUCUGACCACUGGAGAGAAUAAUAUCGCGCAAGACGGAGUGACGUCGGCGACGGCGUCUGUCCUGGAACCGCAACAGGAGCCUGUGGAUGCUGAUGUAGAGAUGGCAGAAGUUCCAGCACCCUCUGAGGAUGCACAUGCGAACAAUGGCACUCCGGAACAAAUGAAGGAGCCCAAGGCAGAGGAGGCAGAUGGCACGGUCAAGGAUCUUCCACAGCAUACCGAGGCCGCACCUGGUUCAGCACAUGAGAAGCGCUCAGCGAGUGGCCCCGCUGACCAGAACACAACCGCAAACUCCGGUGGGAACCCGGAUGAAAUGGACGUGACCAAGGAUACCGAUAAUGCAGAUGCGGAAGGACACGCGCAUAUGGAUGAGACCGGGCAAGAUGCAGAAAUGCACGACGGUUCAUCACCGGAGCCACCGCGUCGUAUGACAACCCGCGCGCAGACCAACGCAGCCAAUCCACAAGCCGAAGAUGGCGAGUCUCCUUACUCUUCAGCCGACACGACCGGCUCCCUGCCAACACCACAUCCCCUCUUCCUCAUCCCGGACAGUGUCCGCCCAGACGCCAACUUCGGUCUACCAGCCACCGAGGCGGAAGAAACACGACGUCUACUCUGGUCCUACAUCCAGAAACAGGAAGAGACAGUUCGCGGGUUCGAGCACAUGCUCGAGUCACUUCUGCGUGCCUGCCGUAUGAAGUCCGAUGUACUGGAAUGGUCCAAGGCAGAAGGCCAUAUCGGAGAGAUGAGCGACGGCGAAGACUGGUACGAUCGCGAGAAAUGGGGGCUCGCCGAGGGUGAGGACCUCAAGAAGGGCACGGAUGAGGACGAUGUCGAGACCGUGGAUGACAGUCGCACAACCGCGAAGCGCAGCCGCCAGCGACGCGCGUGA